AUUUCAUGCAGACGAACAAUGAAUGUCACUCUGUCUGUCAUGUCAGUUGAAUCCUGCCAUCAAAAUUGCUUAUGAUGAUAAACUGUUGAUUGCUGACGGUAAAAACGGCAAAACCGGCCAUACAUCAUCAUGGACGAAACCUGUUUUAUGACGGCAAACUUAUCCUGCUUUUUCCUAGCUUCUGUCUAUGUUGGGAGCCUCUAUAUUUGGAAAUCAAAUGAAGAUCGAAAUCACCCCAAAACUGUGAUUCGUAGAUUCAUCAGUGCAUUCUGCAUGCUAUUUGUAGCUCCAGUGAUUGUGUAUGUCACAUUAAAAUACAUGAAGCCCCAAGAAUCAAUUGAUCUUCUUACUUUAUUGGGGUUAAGGUGGAAUGGCUUGUUAUUAGCCAUCUUUGUGCCAGUGAUUUUGACAAGUGUCCUCUUUUUAGGGCCAAUCACCAGUUCAUUCUUUGAUGGGUCAUGGAAAGAUUUAUUCAGUGCAGAAUGCUGGAAAAAUAACCUCCAUGAUAUAUUGUGGAUUCGCAACCAAAUUGUUGCACCGAUCUCAGAAGAGUUUACGUUUCGAGCGUGCAUGCUUCCCCAGCUUCUCAAGUGCUAUUCAAAUUCACAGGCAGUCCUAGUCAGUCCGCUGUUUUUUGGAGUCGGGCAUUUUCAUCAUAUGGUCGAGCGUUGGCGGCAAGGAAUGCCUUUAGCUCAGUCUCUACUACUAUCAUGUUUUCAGUUUGCUUACACCACCCUUUUUGGAAUGUACGCCGCAUUUUUAUUUAUUCGAACGGGUAAUGUUGCCGCUCCGUGUGUUGCGCACGCAUUCUGUAACGUGAUGGGUUUCCCGGAUUUCGGUGAGAUUGGCCGACUGAACGGUUGGAAAAGAAUUGUGUUGGCUUCAGCUUUUGUCGUUGGGCUUUUGGGGUGGUAUUUUCUACUCUGGCCUUUAACAGAACCAACUCUUUAUGAUAAUAAUCCUUGAGUAUUAAACUUUUUCGACGCGUGCUUUUUCUCAGUCAUAGAAAUAUACAUUGCUGCUUCAGUUUCUUUUAAAACA
Molecule: messenger RNA, 1041 nt
Organism: Daphnia pulicaria
Lineage: Eukaryota; Metazoa; Arthropoda; Branchiopoda; Diplostraca; Daphniidae
Gene: Sras
Product: CAAX prenyl protease 2-like
Exons: 7
Coding region: 130-966 (278 amino acids)
Biological process (GO): CAAX-box protein processing
Cellular component (GO): endoplasmic reticulum membrane
Molecular function (GO): metalloendopeptidase activity
Source: RefSeq, a predicted model, not a curated record